AGGAGUAGGGGUAAAGGUGCACGUAGAAAAGGAUUUCGUGCCCCUUGCGUUCUUCUCACUCGAUAAUUUGUAUCAUAUGAUAAAGAAAAUCUUGCUCUUUUUAGUCUGUUUUAAAAAUGACAUCGUUUUUGAAAGCUAUUAAUGGACUUCAAUUAUUUCAGAAAUUCUUGAAACCAAGUAUCAGCAUAACUGCUACUUCAAAGCGAGACAGACAUAUCCGUAAUAAUAUACCUAGAUACCGUCAUCCAGAGUGGCUCCCAAGAGUUACACGUGUUAAAUACAACGAACAAUUAACAGAAGAUAAUAAUGAGUUUUUAAAAGAAGUAACUCAAGACAAAUAUGGUCCAGAUAAUAUUGAAUAUGGAAUGAAUAUUUCUCCAUUAAAAAUAGAUCCAAUUGAACCAGUCGCACAAUGGAGGCGAGGUCUGCGACGUACUGGCUUAAUUGCUAAGAAAAUUGGAGUUUAUCCAUUAUGGUUGAAAAAUGGAAAAAAGGUUCACUCGACAUUACUUCAGGUUGUUGAUAAUGAAGUAGUAAAAUAUAUACCACCAGAGAAAUUUUAUCCAGUUAAAAGCAAACCUCCGUUACAAAUAAAAAGGAGACUAGGAUGUCUUGUAGUAGGAGCGGAAAAUAUAGAUCCGCGAUCGAUUACAAAAGAAUAUUAUGGUAUCUUCAACGCUUCUGGAGUUAUGCCAAAACGUAUAUUAAAAAGAUUUAUGAUAUCUCCUGAAGCGGCAUUACAACCGGGAACUCCUUUGACUGUUGCACAUUUUAAACCAGGAGAAGUCAUCGAUAUUCGUGCAAAGACGAUAGACCGUGGGUUCCAAGGUGUCAUGAAACGAUGGGGCUUCAAAGGAAUGCCUGCCAGUCAUGGUGUAACUAAAACGCAUAGAAGACCUGGAAAUAUUGGAUCAGGCGGUACUAAAGCUCGAGUCAUGCCUGGCACAAAAAUGCCCGGACAUAUGGGUAAUAGGUGGCGCAUCCAAAAAGGUGUUCAGAUUCUACGAAUAAAUACAAAAUAUAAUGUAAUUUGGGUCAAAGGACAUAAUAUACCUGGAGAAACCAAUACUUAUUGUCAUAUCUACGAUACAAUACUUCCUUUGAAACGACAUAAAAAAGCGCCACAUUUCCCUACAUAUUUACCAAGUAUCACUGAAGAAUCGCUUCCAGAAGAACUAUACGCAGAUGAAAUACAUCCAUUUGUAGAUCCCACAAUAGAAUUUAAAGAAGAAUCUUAAUUGUGUAUAUCUCUGUAUGAUAUAAAUUCAAUAAAAGAAUUAUAUAAUUUAUAA
Messenger RNA from Cataglyphis hispanica, 1292 nucleotides. It is a transcript of the gene mRpL3, whose product is annotated as 39S ribosomal protein L3, mitochondrial. Gene Ontology annotation, molecular function: structural constituent of ribosome. Gene Ontology annotation, biological process: translation. Gene Ontology annotation, cellular component: ribosome; mitochondrial large ribosomal subunit. The record is from RefSeq and is a predicted model, not a curated record. The transcript has 7 exons. Bases 117 to 1238 code for a protein of 373 amino acids. Lineage: Eukaryota; Metazoa; Arthropoda; Insecta; Hymenoptera; Formicidae.